CUGAAUUUUCCCCCGAGACUUUGCCUCUUCAGAUAUUAUAACCAAUGGCAACAAUCGAUGGAAGACCGGCGCAAUAUGGGAUAUCACUUAAGCAAUUACGGGAACUCAUGGAGCAUCGAGGAAGGGAAGGUGUAACUAAAAUCAGUGAGCUCGGUGGCGUUCAUGAGUUAUGCAAAAAGUUGUACACAUCCCCAAAUGAAGGCCUUAGUGGGUCGAAAGCUGAUGAGGAGCACAGACGUGAAACGUUUGGCUCAAACGUAAUACCACCGAAACCCCCUAAAACAUUUUUAACGCUAGUCUGGGAGGCGCUUCAAGAUGUUACACUUAUAAUAUUAGAGGUAGCUGCGUUAGUAUCACUUGGUCUGUCAUUUUACAAACCUGCAGAUGAGGAUGCCCCUUUGCUCCAAGAAGAAGAUGAACAUCACGGUUGGAUAGAGGGUCUGGCUAUACUAAUUUCGGUCAUUGUUGUAGUGAUAGUGACUGCUUUUAAUGAUUAUUCAAAGGAGCGACAAUUUCGAGGCCUCCAGAGCCGAAUUGAGGGCGAGCACAAAUUUUCAGUUAUUCGAGGUGGCGAGGUAUGCCAAAUAUCGGUUGGAGAUAUCCUUGUUGGUGAUAUUGCACAAGUCAAAUAUGGCGAUCUUUUACCAGCUGAUGGAUGUCUUAUACAGAGCAAUGAUCUAAAGGUGGACGAAUCUUCACUGACUGGUGAGUCGGAUCAUGUAAAAAAGGGCCCGGAUACCGACCCGAUGGUUUUAUCUGGUACCCAUGUCAUGGAGGGGAGUGGCAAAAUGGUUGUAACAGCCGUUGGAGUAAACUCACAGGCAGGCAUCAUUUUCACAUUGCUUGGAGCUGCUGUGGAUGAGCAGGAAGCCGAAAUUAAAAAGAUGAAGAAAGAAGCUAAAAAGGCCAAUAAACAAAAGACUAAAAGCCAGACAGGUGAGAGUGAUGGACGUCCGCCAAUGAAAGAAUCAUCUCAUGCCGUCGCUCCAACUCAGUAUGCCAGCGAAGCCAUCAAAUCGGAAUCGGAUGGAAAUCAUGUGCAGCCCUCUACCACUUCAGCUGCUGAAACUGGACACAAGAAGGAAAAAUCAGUGCUGCAGGCUAAAUUAACGAAAUUAGCAAUACAAAUUGGUUACGCUGGUUCCACGAUUGCCGUGCUUACUGUUAUCAUACUGAUUAUACAGUUUUGCGUUAAGACGUUUGUCAUCGAUGAGAAACCAUGGAAAAACACCUAUGCUAAUAAUCUCGUUAAGCACUUGAUUAUCGGUGUCACAGUAUUAGUUGUUGCUGUCCCUGAAGGGCUUCCACUGGCCGUAACGCUGUCUUUGGCGUAUUCGGUGAAGAAAAUGAUGAAGGAUAAUAACUUGGUGCGUCAUUUGGAUGCCUGUGAGACAAUGGGCAACGCAACGGCUAUAUGCUCCGACAAGACGGGCACGUUAACAACAAAUCGUAUGACCGUUGUUCAAUCCUACAUUUGCGAAAAACUAUGCAAGGUGCUCCCAACGCUCGCGGACAUACCACAGCAUGUCGGGAAUCUAGUCACUAUGGGAAUAUCUGUCAACUCCGCCUAUACCUCGAACAUAAUGCCUGGACAAAAUCCAACCGACUUACCUAUUCAAGUAGGGAACAAGACAGAAUGCGCCCUACUUGGGUUUGUUCAGGCUCUUGGAGUUAAAUAUCAAUCUAUACGCGAUGAAAUACCUGAGGAUAAAUUUACACGGGUUUACACCUUCAACUCUGUACGAAAAAGCAUGGGUACAGUAAUACCACGACCCAACGGCGGCUAUCGCUUAUAUACCAAGGGUGCCUCGGAGAUCAUAAUGAAGAAAUGCGCCUUUAUCUAUGGUCAUGAGGGAACAUUGGAAAAGUUCACACGAGACAUGCAGGAGCGUUUAAUUCGAGAAGUAAUUGAACCGAUGGCUUGUGAUGGUUUACGUACUAUAUCUAUUGCCUAUCGCGAUUUUGUGCCCGGCAAAGCCGCAAUCAAUGAGGUGCACAUCGAUACAGAACCUAAUUGGGAUGAUGAGGAAAACAUUAUGUCGAAUUUGACCUGCCUGUGUGUUGUGGGUAUUGAGGAUCCUGUCCGUCCCGAGGUACCGGAUGCUAUAAAAAAAUGCCAAAGAGCUGGCAUUACGGUGCGCAUGGUUACGGGUGAUAAUAUAAACACGGCACGUUCCAUUGCCAGUAAAUGUGGCAUAUUACGACCCAAUGACGACUUUCUUAUUCUGGAGGGUAAAGAGUUUAAUAGACGCAUUCGUGACAGCAAUGGUGAUAUCCAACAGCAUCUCAUUGACAAGGUUUGGCCGAAACUCCGGGUACUUGCACGUUCAUCGCCCACAGACAAAUACACGUUGGUAAAAGGAAUGAUCGACAGUAACGUGACCGACAAUCGGGAAGUUGUUGCUGUUACAGGCGAUGGUACGAACGAUGGUCCAGCUUUGAAGAAGGCAGAUGUUGGCUUUGCAAUGGGUAUUGCAGGCACAGAUGUUGCCAAAGAAGCAUCUGAUAUCAUACUCACUGACGAUAACUUUAGCAGCAUUGUUAAGGCUGUCAUGUGGGGUCGUAAUGUUUAUGAUUCAAUUGCAAAAUUUUUGCAGUUCCAAUUGACAGUUAAUGUCGUCGCAGUGAUUGUAGCAUUUAUUGGUGCUUGUGCAGUACAGGAUUCGCCUCUUAAAGCAGUACAAAUGUUAUGGGUAAACCUUAUUAUGGAUACACUCGCAUCUCUAGCUUUGGCUACGGAAGUGCCGACGCCUGAUCUAUUGCUGCGUAAACCAUAUGGACGCACAAAGCCUUUAAUAUCACGCACAAUGAUGAAAAACAUUUUGGGUCAAGCGCUGUACCAGUUAGUAAUCAUAUUUGGCCUCCUCUUUGUUGGUGAUUUAAUACUUGACAUUGAGUCUGGACGUGGACAGGAUCUAAACGCUGGACCAACCCAACAUUUCACAAUAAUCUUUAACACUUUUGUCAUGAUGACCCUUUUCAAUGAGAUUAAUGCCAGAAAAAUACACGGCCAGCGUAACGUUGUUGAGGGACUUUUUACCAACCCUAUAUUUUACACCAUCUGGAUAUUUACAAUGAUUUCGCAAGUAUGUUGAGUCGAUUUAGCCAUG
Drosophila arizonae is the source of this 3110-nucleotide messenger RNA. RefSeq names its product plasma membrane calcium-transporting ATPase 3 (gene PMCA). Gene Ontology annotation, cellular component: plasma membrane; intracellular membrane-bounded organelle. Lineage: Eukaryota; Metazoa; Arthropoda; Insecta; Diptera; Drosophilidae. Gene Ontology annotation, molecular function: P-type calcium transporter activity; ATP binding; ATP hydrolysis activity. Gene Ontology annotation, biological process: regulation of cytosolic calcium ion concentration; calcium ion transmembrane transport. The record is from RefSeq and is a predicted model, not a curated record.